This is a messenger RNA of Spea bombifrons (plains spadefoot toad), 1724 nucleotides long. RefSeq names its product RAD9-HUS1-RAD1 interacting nuclear orphan 1 (gene RHNO1). The record is from RefSeq and is a predicted model, not a curated record. Lineage: Eukaryota; Metazoa; Chordata; Amphibia; Anura; Pelobatidae. Gene Ontology annotation, biological process: cellular response to ionizing radiation; recombinational repair; DNA damage checkpoint signaling. Bases 157 to 900 code for a protein of 247 amino acids. Gene Ontology annotation, cellular component: chromosome; nucleus. The transcript is spliced from 3 exons.
GGUGAACAUCCGGUUACCGGGAAUCAUGGGAGGGGAGUGUUUUGUGACCUCUGUACCCCUAGAAUAACAACCUCCUGCGGCCUACUCACUGUGUGAGGUUGCGGAUUCCGGGUUGCGGCAUCAUGCGGCUCCUGUUUUUCUCGGCGUUAAGUUCUGAUGCCUCGUAGGAAGCAGACUGCAUGUAAUCCGCGUAAGCCUCGGCUGGUGUUUCUGGAAAGCCCUCAGGCAGGUCACCUCCAUGAGUAUGGGGCUCACCCGCAGAAGACUGAUCCCAUACAGGUGCCGACCAAACCACUGGAUCACAACGCAUCCACGUCCUGGGUAUCCCCACAAUUUGACCAAGCCGCGCAGCUGCAUUUCCCAGCGCGGCGGCGACCGCAGCAUACCUCCAUCAACAGCACCUUGCACGAUGGCACCAGGGACACAAGCCGCGGUCAGAAGAGGGGGGCUGCCAAAAAGGCCAGCGUCUGCAAUUUUCCGUCCUUAUCGUUCACGAGUGAAACUGCAGAGAAAACCCGGAGGAAGUCGGUCUGUGUCCGAAGGAAGCCGGCAUUACAAGUAUGUACUGAAGGGAAGGCACGCCUGUCCCCCAUUCUGCAGGAAAGCUUGCACGGAAAAGCGUUAAGCCCGCCUGAUAUACGGACACCUGAUGUAAGCCUGGAGUGCGAGCCAAGCGCGCGGCUUGAGGAUGAAACACGGACGCCUCGGUCCAGGGCGCGGGCUGAGCGGGAUGCUGUGCCUGAGACCCCGCAGGUUGCAGGUCCAGGGCAGGUACUGGCAGAAGAUACCCCUGAACAUGAAUAUGGAUUGCGUAUCACAUGGAGGAGACGGAAGCCGCUUAUGAGAUACCUGAAAGAACGGGGAAAGCUCCAAAUCAGUCAGACUCUGGUGAAACAAUAAGGACUGGAUGUGGUCCUCGUUAAUGAAUGCACUUCUGUGAAGUUCUGAGAGAGAGCGGCAGGAACCCAUUGCGAAACACUAUAAAAUAAUGUAUUGAAUGAACAAAUCGAUCGGAUCCUGUGCUUUUCAUAGUAUAAGGGUGCAUGUCUCGCAGCGUGGGACUAUGCCGAAAGAAAUGAGUUUGGGUCCCAAAUCAGCUUGGGAAGAUCAAGCUGGACAAAUUCUGAUGCAAAGAAUUAUAUUUUAAAGGAAAAAAAUCAUAUGGAAACAAAUUUAAAGUGCAGGUUUCUUAAAAGAUGCUUUACAAUCAAAGCUUGCCAUAAGUCUUGUAGCUGUCGCUGUCACAUAGGGAUAAAGACUACGAUUAUGGCUGCCUGGUGUAUUGCUGAGCGCACAUGCGCAUGCACGGUCCUCUCUGUAACAGCGUGUGCUGCUUUAAGUGUUAAGGUUUUAUAAAAUAAGUUCCAUUUCUCCUUGAAAUUGACUGUUCAGGGAGUCGAUUUGCUCUGGGAUGAUUUAGGUGUCAUGGAGCUAUAAUCUAUCUCCUGAUUUACCUGCUAUUUCCUGCUCCGUUUUGAUCAGCCUGGCACUUAAAAGCCAUGUUGCCCGAUUAUGAAAUUGAUUAUUUUUACACGAUUUAUUGAGCCAGCUAAAAGUUGGGUCAUCUGGAAACACCUGACUCCAAAACGCCCCCCAAUGUGUAAAUCCUGGACAUAAAUAGAGCUUAAAAUUCUAUUACGGGUCAUGUCUGGUUUAACAGGGUUUGUAUUUUUUGUGUUCUUCGGGCUCAUUGCUAUAAAUAAAUAUAUUCAGGGACAAUAUAA